GGUGGACGAAAGGUCAAUGCAUUAUUGAAAUUUAUGACCUUUGAGGAGCCAUAUAAUAUUAAUAUUAUUCUUGGGCGACUUAUGCUUCAACUAUAAAUAUUGCUUCCGAUACAAGUUGUAGUAUCACUUAACAAUUAACUCACUUUUAGGAAAACGAAAUGAAUCUCUCUUUUAGCCAACUUAUAAGUUCCAAGUACACAUGCUUCCGCAACUUCUUUUUUCAUUUUCUUCGCAUACUUUUGUUUCAAGUUAGUUCAUUCUGGAUCGAGCUCACUUACUUCAUUAUCUUCUCAACCUUAGGGUUUUUGGCUUUGAAGGCCUCAACUCCAAGAAAAGAUGCAUCUUUUAUUCCUAAAGACUUUGAUUUGUUUUUCACUUCGGUUUCUUCUGUGACAGUUUCCAGCAUGUCCACAGUAGAAAUGGAGGUUUUCUCUAAUGGCCAACUCAUCAUCAUGACAUUUUUAAUGUUCCUUGGAGGUGAAGUCUUCACUUCUUUGCUUGGACUUCAGUUAAACAAGUUCAAGACAAACAAGGACCCAAAAAUAGCCAAUAGCCAAAGUGAUGAUAACUUGGAUCAAAUUGAACUCGGUGUCAGCAAUCUUUUCGAUCUUCAUGAAAAUGACCAAAAAUCUUUCGAGGUUCAUCAUCAUCUUCAACAUCAAGAUCAAGAUGAUUUGAUCAUGAUGAAUAAUCCCUCCUUCACAAGCAUAUUAGCCUCUGUGGUUCUAAUCUAUCUCUUGUUGGUUCAUUUUCUUGGCUCUACUUUCAUUUACAUGUAUUAUGAAAUCAUUCCAAGUGCUAAGAAAGUCCUGAGGGAAAAAGGGCUGAAUUUGGCAACAUUUUCAGUAUUCACUACAGUCUCAACCUUUGCAAAUUGUGGGUUCAUCCCAACAAAUGAAAACAUGAUGAUUUUCAAGAAGAACUCUGGCCUAUUACUCAUCAUGAUCCCACAAAUCUUACUAGGAAACACAUUAUAUCCAGCUUGUCUUCGUUGCUUCAUGUGGUUGUUGCACAAGAUUACAAAAAGGGACGAGCUCAAAUCCAUCCUCAGCAACAGGAAUUCCUCCGCAAUCCUAGGAUAUGAUCAUCUGUUCUCUUCUCUGCAUUCCACGUGUCUGGCUGUCACUGUUGUUGUUUUUGUGGUGGUUCAGUUUGUGGUUUUCGGUGUUCUGGAGUGGAAUAAUUCUUCUGAGGCCACUUCUGGAUUGAGUGCUUAUGAGAAGGUGGUGGGAACGCUUUUCCAAGUUGUGAACUCAAGGCAUUCUGGCGAAUCUGUGUUUGAUCUUUCCUUAAUCACUCCAGCCAUCAUCGUAUUAUUCGUUAUCAUGAUGUAUUUGCCUCCGCACACUUGCUUCUUUCCAUUUGAGAAUGCCAAAACCUCUUCAACUGAACCGAAAAAGACCGCGGGACGGAAAAGGAAUCUCAUUUCCUACCUAUUAUUUUCACAACUGACCUAUUUAGCCAUUUUUAUUAUUCUCAUCUGCAUCGCUGAGAGAGACAAACUCAAAGAAGACCCUCUAAAUUUUAGCUUAUUGAACAUUGUUGUUGAAGUCAUCAGUGCUUACGGAAAUGUUGGCUUCUCAAUGGGCUACAGUUGUAAAAGACAAAUAAAAGCUAGUGAAAGCUGCAGAGAUGCAACGUAUGGAUUCGCUGGAAAAUGGAGCAACACAGGGAAAUUGAUUCUCAUCAUUGUGAUGUUCUUUGGAAGGCUUAAGAAAUUCAACCUGAAAAGCCAUAAGGUUUGGAAGUUGCAGUAACAUCAAAUAUCGUUCACUGAGUUGAUUAUGUUCUCAGUGUAAGAUAAUGUAAAUUAUAAAAGUUUUCCUCUAUACUAAAUCUAACGAGUUUGAGCACUAAUAAUUAUGGUCAUUAAUUGUUAUAUAUCACCUCAAAAGAGGUUACUUAAUGCGAAAAAUCUCAAGGGAA
This is a messenger RNA of Oldenlandia corymbosa var. corymbosa, 1926 nucleotides long. NCBI's taxonomy places the organism in Eukaryota, Viridiplantae, Streptophyta, Magnoliopsida, Gentianales, Rubiaceae. The record is from the annotation of a GenBank genome assembly.